This is a messenger RNA of Sebastes umbrosus (honeycomb rockfish), 2203 nucleotides long. Its product is annotated as glycine-rich cell wall structural protein-like. The transcript is spliced from 2 exons. NCBI's taxonomy places the organism in Eukaryota, Metazoa, Chordata, Actinopteri, Perciformes, Sebastidae. The record is from RefSeq and is a predicted model, not a curated record. Bases 1040 to 1639 code for a protein of 199 amino acids.
CAGGUUACUGUGUUCAGCUGAACAUGAUCAGUAGAUCAGCAGGUUGGUGGUUCAACUGAUAUAAAGAUAUAAUCUGAUUUCAUCAGCGAUGAUAACAUGCAGAUUAGCAUUAGCUUUAGCAUUAGCUUUAGCAUUAGCUUAGCUUCAGAUCAGAUCAGAUGGAUCUGUAUUCAUCCUCUGGAGGAGAUUCAGUCAAAGCAGCAACAUCAUCAAACAUCAUGAACACAGUGAAGCAGGACAGGUAUACAGGUAUACAGGUAUACAGACAUACAGACAUUAUAAACACAGUAAUAGAGAUGUAAACAGAGUGAACAGGUGAACAGUCCGUCAAUCAAUACAUGUAGUAUGUAGAAUAAGACCUCCUCACUGACUGCUGGUGUUAUAUGGACCUGUGUUAGUGUUACAUGGACCUGUGUUAGUGUUACAUGGACCUGUGUUAGUGUUACAUGGACCUGUGUUAGUGUUACAUGGACCUGUGUUAGUGUUACAUGGACCUGUGUUAGUGUUAGAUGGACCUGUGUUAGUGUUACAUGGACCUGUGUUAGUGUUACAUGGACCUGUGUUAGUGUUACAUGGACCUGUGUUAGUGUUACAUGGACCUGUGUUAGUGUUAUAUGGACCUGUGUUAGUGUUACAUGGACCUGUGUUAGUGUUAUAUGGACCUGUGUUAGUGUUACAUGGACCUGUGUUAGUGUUACAUGGACCUGUGUUAGUGUUACAUGGACCUGUGUUAGUGUUAGAUGGACCUGUGUUAGUGUUACAUGGACCUGUGUUAGUGUUACAUGGACCUGUGUUAGUGUUAGAUGGACCUGUGUUAGUGUUAGAUGGACCUGUGUUAGUGUUAGAUGGACCUGUGUUAGUGUUAGAUGGACCUGUGUUAGUGUUAGAUGGACCUGUGUUAGUGUUACAUGGACCUGUGUUAGUGUUACAUGGACCUGUGUUAGUGUUAGAUGGACCUGUGUUGUGUUCUCUGUGUAUAUAGUACCAGUGUAAACCUGUGUUCUGCCGGUCUGGUUUAUCUCAUCUCAUUGCCUCUCAGAUGGCCCACUGGUCACCUCCUAGUCAGCAGGUCUACCCAGGUCUGAUAGGAGGUCUGAUAGGAGGUCUGAUAGGAGGUCUGAUUAUAGGAGGUCUGAUUAUAGGAGGUCUGAUAGGAGGUCUGAUAGGAGGUCUGAUUAUAGGAGGUCUGAUAGGAGGUCUGAUAGGAGGUCUGAUUAUAGGAGGUCUGAUUAUAGGAGGUCUGAUAGGAGGUCUGAUAGGAGGUCUGAUAGGAGGUCUGAUAGGAGGUCUGAUAAGAGGUCUGAUUAUAGGAGGUCUGAUAGGAUGUCUGAUAGGAGGUCUGAUUAUAGGAGGUCUGAUAGGAUGUCUGAUAGGAGGUCUGAUUAUAGGAGGUCUGAUAGGAGGUCUGAUAGGAGGUCUGAUAGGAGGUCUGAUAGGAGGUCUGAUUAUAGGAGGUCUGAUUAUAGGAGGUCUGAUAGGAGGUCUGAUUAUAGGAGGUCUGAUAGGAGGUCUGAUAGGAGGUCUGAUUAUAGGAGGUCUGAUUAUAGGAGGUCUGAUUAUAGGAGGUCUGAUAGGAGGUCUGAUUAUAGGAGGUCUGAUUAUAGGAGGUCUGAUUAUAGGAGGUCUGAUAGGAUGUUAGGAUGUUGUGUAGUUACAGUUGAAGGAAAGUGAGAAAGAGGUGAUCUAAUAUUUGCUAAUGUGUCAUUUCACAACACGAGUCCAGUUAGUUCUGUUAAAAGCAGAGUUUGUUAAUGAAGUCUGGUCUGGAACUGAACCCCUGAACAGCUGAUCUCUAUUCUGACACACUGGACAUCCAGUCAUCACCUCUUACUGGCAUUAAAUGAUAGACAAAUAGUUGAGUGUAGUUGGUCACUAGCUGGUGUUCCAACACAGUCAGGUUAAACUGUGUUGAACUGAACAUGAAUCAGUAGAUCAGCAGGUUAGUGGUUGAACUGAUAUAAUCUGGUAAUUUUUUCAUUAGCAAUGACAACAUGAAGAUUAGCAUUAGCUUAGCUUCCAGUAGAUUCAACAUUCAAGAGUUUUAUUUGCCAUUAUCAUCUAUAAGUUCACCUACAGUAAGUUCAUGUGAAUUGUGAUCAGUUUACAUCGAGUCAGCUUUAAGAAAAGAAAAGGUAGAAAAGACACUACAAGGUAAUUACAGAACAGAAUAAGUAGCACAUUCAACUCAACAUAAUAAAUAAAU